AUGGACUCGAAUCAUCUCACUACGCAGGUAUCUACCAUCAUCGGCCAACUACAUGGAUUGUUCGACGAGAUUGGCGUCCCCAGUCACGAGAGGGAAUCAAGAGAGUCGGAGCUCUUCACUGCUCUGUCAGAAACACUACAUAAUCAGCUGCGCUUGGUCACAGCCGAGAAAAGCGAGCUUACCGAAGAGGCUCACCGAAUGAUCAAGACAAUCAAGCAGAUGGAAGCGUCGCUGGAAGAUCCCGCACCUAAAGAUGCGUACUUGCUAGAAGAUACAGAGCUGAAAGUCACUGUACCUCUCACACGAUGCCUACAAGGUCUGAAGGAGAAGCGCAACACUAUUGCCAAAAUCCACCGUGAGAGGUUUGAGCAGGUCAAAAAACUCGUUCAGGCGCUUGAGUCCUAUUCUUCCCAUCUCGAGCCAUCAUUCAUUCAAAUCACGCUACCGCCCACAUCAAAUAAUUCCUCGCUUCCCCCAACAUUCGACCUUUCACCAUCAUAUAUCGCAUCACUCGACAAUGAAUUUUCCCGGGUGUAUGAGGAGUACACACGGCGUAUUGCCUCCGUCAAAGGUCUGGCGGAAAAUAUAGUGAACCUUUGGGCAGAGCUAGGCACACCGCAAGCCCAAACAGAAAGUUCGAUCGUGAAGUACUACCGAGAAGCCCCAGAGCAAUUAGGACUCCACGAACACGAUAUCCAGCGAUUGCAGGCCAAACGCGACAGGCUCAUUGAGGAGAAGCGGGGCCGUGAACGAAAGUUGAAGGAGCUAAGGAGUACCGUUGAAGGCCUUUGGGAUCGUCUUGGUGUGCAAGAGACGGACCGCAAGCAAUUUCUAGCUGGAAAUCGAGGAUGUGGAUUGAGAGUCAUCAAUGAAUUCGAGGCGGAGCUGGAUAGGUUGAAUGAGUUGAAGCGACAAAAUCUGCACCUGUUCGUUGAAGAUGCACGGUAUAAGCUUCAGGAGCUAUGGGAUUGUCUCUAUCUUUCCGAGGAAGAGAUGCUUGAAUUCGCACCGGCAUUUUCUGACGUCUUCAGCGACGCUCUACUUUCGGCACAUGAGGCGGAAAUCUCGCGCCUUGAAAUAUUGAAGGAGCAGCGCGCGCCUACCCUGCAGUUAAUCGAUAAACAUCGAUCAUUGAUCACAGAUCGAGACGAUCUGACAGCUGCAAGCCAGGAUGCUUCGCGACUCUUGGGAAAGAACAACAAAGGAGAAAAGCGUGAUCCGACCCGACUGUUGAGGGAAGAGAAAAUGAGGAAAAGGAUUGCAAAGGAUCUGCCCAAAGUUGAGGUGGAACUCAGGAAAACUUUGGAGCGUUGGGAGGAUGACUACGGCCGGCCUUUCCUAGUUCAUGGAGUACGGUACCUGGACGAAUUAGUGGCAGCAGCUGCAAAGAGCUUGCCACCAAGAUCAAAAACUCCCUCAGGCCCAGCACCAACGACACAAAAGGUACCACUGAAAUCUGCCCCAGCGCCAUCAUCAUCACGAGCUGGUAGUGUCAUGCGUGCUUACCCACCUUCUCGAUCUGCCACAGCAACACCAGCAGGUACACUUAGACGAAAUCCUAUGGCAAGCUCAGUCUCUACCACUGGAGGAAGAACGCCGUCUAAGAUUCCAGCUCGUGUUCCAUUGGGCAAUAUGCAGCACGGCGGAAACUCACCAGAGCGACGUGCAGCUGCACUAGGGCCAUCAUACGACACUAGCACCAUGCGAAAGAUGGGGCCACCUGCGAGGGCCCCACCUCCAAUGAUGAGAGACUUGUUUGUACCUCCCAAUGCGACUCCCUCCAGUGCUUAUGAUGUGGAGAACAUGCGAUGCGAGAGUGCUGCAUCAUCAACCACUGGGAGCGUUCGGCAGAUCACACCAGAGGAUGUGUAUGAUGACCGAGAGCGUAUGUCAUACGUACAAACAUCCAUAAUGCAGUCAGAGCGAAACACACCUCAAAAUUACCGAGACGCGCAAGCUUCAGCGCGGUACGAUACUCGUCACCAACAAUACGUGCCAGUUGCCGAUAGCAGACAAAUAUCAACAACGUCGACCUCGACGACGGCCGCUUCUGGAUCGGAGAAUUGGGAGACCUUUGACGACGCUUCUGAGCCGGAGGUAGAUCUAAGCGAAGCGUACUAUGCUAAGCUGCGAGCUGCGAAGACCGGGAAGCGCUUUGAACCAGAAGGAGGGUACACACCACCCCGUCCUGGGAAAAAGGUUAAAAGCGUGUACGGCACCGGAAUCAAUGGUCAAAACGUGAUCGAGGAAGAAAGUGGGCGCAGGCUUGUUACGGGAAGCGAGUCUGCUUGGACGGAUGAAGAUGCCUUCUGA
Messenger RNA from Letharia columbiana, 2313 nucleotides. RefSeq lists its product as uncharacterized. The coding region runs from base 1 to 2313 and encodes 770 amino acids. The transcript has 4 exons. Gene Ontology annotation, biological process: microtubule cytoskeleton organization; mitotic spindle midzone assembly. Gene Ontology annotation, cellular component: spindle; mitotic spindle midzone; cytoplasm. Lineage: Eukaryota; Fungi; Ascomycota; Lecanoromycetes; Lecanorales; Parmeliaceae. The record is from RefSeq and is a predicted model, not a curated record. Gene Ontology annotation, molecular function: microtubule binding.